AUGACCCGCUCGCAAGGCCAUGGCAGAGUCGGCGCGUUUCGCGCGCGGAGCCACCAUGGCGUUGCGCUGCUGUCGCUAGUGGCGGCGAUCGUCCUGGCGGGACUCAUUCGUCCAGUCGCGCCGUCCACCGACGCUCCGGCGCUGCACGAGUGCGACUCGUCGGACCCGCUAUUCUCGCCGCUCUCGCGCUCCGCGGGGGACCACGCGCACCGCUACCAGCGCCCGGCGCACCAGUGCUGGAGCAAGGCGGAGAUGCCGUGCUACGCGGGGAGCCGCGGCAUGGCGGCGCGCUCCGAGACGCUCAAGCGCAAGCUCCGCGCGUACCACGAGUACCGGCGCGAGUGCGACGCGAAGGAAGACAUCACGUCCUUGAAGACAAAGCUGCGCGCGGGGAACGCGACGGAGUGCAGAUACCUGCUAUGGCACUUCAAGCCCGGCGACGGGCAGGGAAACCAGUUCAUCUCGCUGGUGUCCGCGUUUGUGUACGCGCUGCUAACGAACCGCGUGUUUCUGCUCUUAACGGGGAUGGGGCCGGCGAAGCUGAUGUGCCAGCCGUUCGAGGGCGCGCCGUGGUUCGUCUACUCGGACGUGCCGAACGAGCGGUGGGAUGCGACGCUGGUGGGCAUGCGCAUCGCUUAUCAGUACUUCCCGGAUCGAGUGGCGGCUGUACAGAACGGCACCAGUGACACCAUGGACGUUCCUAACAUCGCGCAGGUGAGCCUGCAUCACACGGAGCAGAACACGAGCCUCUUCUUCUGCCCUUCAGAGCAGCAGUGGCUGGCCCGCGUGCCCUCAAUCCUACUCCUGGCCAACCAGUUCUUCCUGCCCUCGCUCUUCCACCACCCUUCCUUCCACCGCCACAUACAAGACCUCUUCCCCUCGGGCCACAUCUUCCAGACCGUCUCCCAGCUCGUCAUGUUCCCCAACAACCGCCUCUGGGCGGCCAUAACGGACAACAUUCACCGCCGGGCGGCGCCGGCCGCCGCCCGGGUGGGGCUGCAGCUGCGGCACUGCAGCGCGGAUAUUAUAUCGCAGGCGGCAGAAUGCGUGGUGCAGGUGGCGCAGGGGGAUGCUGUGGCGGAGGCGAGAAGAGAGAGGGAGAAACGGGAGGGGGAGAGGGAGCCGGGAGGGGAGCCUGGUGGGGUGGGGGCGGUGGGAGGCGUGGGGGGAGCGGGUGAGGGUGGUGCAGCGGGGGGCAGUGGGGAAGCAGUAGCAGCAGCAGCAGCAGUAGCAGCAGGGACGGGUGAGGCGACGUCGGCAUAUGGUAUGGGUGUGGCGUCGGAGGAAGGGACUUCUGCUGCCGUUGCGGUUGCUCUCGCUUUACAAGAGGGGGGCGCACCUGCUGCUGCUGCCGCCGCCGCCGCUGCAGCUGCUGGUGCUGCUGCUGCUCCGGAAGGCAGUGGCAGCAUGGGUGAGAGUGGAGGCGGUGUGAGGGGGUCGAGCAGCUCAACCGUUGUGCUCAUUGCUGCUCUCUACGAGUAUGCUCCCUACAACCUCUCGCUGCUGCUCUUCCCCAAUGCUCCCUCCUCCCCACUCACUUACACCAAGGUUAUUGUCACAGACAGCAGCAAUGACACUAGUGACAGCAGCAGCAAUGACACUAGUGACAGCAGCAGCAAUGACACUAGUGACAGCAGCACGGGCGCGGACAACAGCACUCAAACCGACUCUCUUGCAACAGACCCCAGCAGCACCACUGCAAUCACCACAAGCACAGAAACCACCACCAACAUCAACAGCAGCAGCAGCGCGGCUACCCCAGAUUUCACCCCGGUAAGCACAGUGAUCAGCAUCCCCGCCAGCAGCAGCGACAUCACCAACAGCAGCAUCAUCAGCAACGGCACCUUCUCUCUCGACCGGCUCACCACAGAGACAGCUCAAACCGGGCUAGACACGGAGGUGCAGCACGCCAUCAUAGACAUCUACACCCUCGCGCUCGCCUCUGACGCCAUUCUCAUCUUCCCCACCUCCACCUUUGGGUACCUCCUCUCCUCGCUCUUCGGCCGGCCGGCGUUUUUUGUCUCGCAGGGCUGCCAGCCGGCCCCGUUGGAGCCGUGCUACCAGCACCCCCCGCAGCCGCACCAGUGCUCAGAUGGGCAGCAAGUGGGAGUGCCGCCGUUCAGUGAUUUGUUUGCGCGCGGCGGCGGCGGAGGCGGCGAGCAGCUGGCGGGCGACGAGAGUCUGGUGUUCGAGACGAGCAAGGGCGUGCAGGUGCUGUCGUCGUUCGAGCAGAUGGGCAUCCGCGAGGACCUGCUUCGCGGAAUCUACGCGUUCGGCUUCGAGAAGCCGUCCGCCAUCCAGCAGCGCGCCAUCAAGCCUAUUAUUGCCGGCCGUGACGUCAUCGCGCAGGCGCAGUCCGGCACGGGCAAGACGAGCAUGAUCGGCCUCGCUGUGUGCCAAGUCGUCGAUACGAGCUCUAGAGAGACGCAGGCGCUAAUCCUCUCGCCGACGCGCGAGCUGGCGGUGCAGACGGAGAAGACGGUGCUGGCGGUGGGCGACUUCAUGAACGUGCAGGCCUACGCCUGCAUCGGCGGCCGCUCCAUCGGCGAGGACAUCCGCAAGCUCGAGUUCGGCGUGCAGGUGGUAUCGGGCACGCCAGGGCGAGUGUACGACAUGAUCAAGCGCCGCAGCUUGCGCACACGAGCCAUCAAACUCCUCAUUCUGGACGAGUCGGACGAGAUGCUCAACAUGGGCUUUAAGGACCAGAUCUACGACAUCUACCGCUACCUCCCGCCAGAGCUGCAGGUGGUGCUGGUGUCAGCCACGCUCCCCCACGAGAUACUGGAGAUGACCAACAAGUUCAUGACUGACCCCGUGCGCAUUCUUGUCAAGCGUGAUGAGCUCACUCUCGAGGGCAUCAAGCAAUUCUUUGUGGCGGUGGAGCGCGAGGAGUGGAAGUUUGACACGCUCUGUGACCUCUAUGACACUCUCACCAUCACUCAGGCGGUGAUUUUCUGCAACACGAAGCGCAAGGUGGACUGGCUGACGGAGAAGAUGCGAGCCAACAACUUCACCGUGUCCGCCAUGCACGGCGACAUGCCCCAGAAGGAGCGCGAUGCCAUCAUGACCGAGUUCCGCGCCGGCACCACUCGUGUUCUCAUUACCACUGACGUGUGGGCUAGAGGCAUUGACGUGCAACAGGUGUCACUGGUGAUCAACUACGAUCUCCCCAACAGUCGAGAGCUUUACAUCCACCGCAUCGGCCGCUCCGGUCGCUUCGGUAGAAAGGGUGUGGCGAUCAACUUCGUGAGGAGUGAUGACAUUCGUAUUCUGCGGGACAUAGAGCACGUAAGCCUCGUCGAGAGAGGCGCCGCCGUCGUUUUCGUCGCCUUCGCAGGAGUUGCCAUGGCGGGAUCGGCGGUGGCGGUGGGCGGCGGGAAGUCGGAGGAGGAGCUGCGCCGCGAGAUUGAGGAGAUCGAACGGCAGCAGGCGCAGGUGGAGGACAGUCUCCGCACAAUCACCUCGCGCCUUCCGCCCAGCAUAAGGCGCUCGCUGCCGCCCGCUCCCCCCGCCAUCCGCGGACAGCCGCUCCGCGCGCCCCGUCGCUUCCCGCACCCCGGAGGCGCCUCCGACCCCGCAGGCGGCGCCGGCGGUCGCGCUGGCGGGCUGUCGUUCGCGCGGCGCACACAGUCCGAUGCCGCGUUGCCGGAUGGUGACAUGGCAGGGGGCACCAAAAGACGGCGGCUGAUGUCAGCAGUCACUCGGGUGGGGCCGGACGGGGAGCCCAUCGACCCAAUCGAACCACGCCGCACCGCUCACGACGUGCCCGCAGACCCCACUGCCCCUCCCCCUCCGCCUGCACAUGCCUCCGCACCCCUAUCCUCCCCGGGCGCGCUUCCUCUGUCCGCCCAUGAGCCUGCGCCCGCCCCUCCGCGCCCAGUGGUGCAGCUGGACCCCGUGGCCCGGCGCCGCCACCGCAACAUGUUGGGAGCACUGCUUGUGGGCACGCUGCAGAGGGCGAGAGAGGAGGAGGAGAGGGAUGCAGAGCUGCUGGCACGGAGGGCGAUGAUUCAGCAGAAGGCAGAGCAGCGAGUGGCGGAGCAGAGUGAGCGGCUGAAGGAGCAGGAGAGGGAGAGGAUUCUGCAGCAGCGCAAGAGAGACCUCGUGCUGAGGGCGCGGCUGAUGGCCAAGGCGGAGGAGAAGGAGGUGCACCUGCUGGCGCGCCACUGGCACCGCCACCGCUCCCUGCUCUCGCACUUCAUCCGCACACAGGCCUCGCCACCCAUCAUGUAUCUGCCGGCCCGUCCCUCGCCACCCACUGACAAGCUACUGCAGGCACAGGCGCAGAGCUUGGAGGAGUGGCAGCAGAACCAGGAGCGCAAGGUGCAGCAACUGGUGGCGGACUCGCUGCAGCGCCACCUGGCAGAAGCUGAUAGGCUCAUGCUGCCCCAGGGUGGUGAGGAGGGGCAGGCAGUGGGGGGGGGAGAAGCAGUGGGGGUUGACGGAGGGGAGGGAGGUGAGGUGGUGGGGGGAGGUGAGGUGGUGGGGGGAGGUGAGGUGGUGGGGGGAGGUGAGGUGGUGGAAGGCGUAAAGGCAACCAAGGGAGAGAAGGGUGCAGGGUCUGACUCUGAUGAUCAGCGGAUGGACUCAGUUGUGGAUGAGGAAGAGGAGAGGGACGAGAGGAAAGAAGGGACUAGUGAAGUGCGGGUGAAGGAAGAGAAGGUAGCAGCGCCUGAUGGUGAGCUGCUGAAAGAGGAGGGUGUGGAUGGGGAGGGGAAGGGGAAGGGGCUGGAAGGAGAGAGCAGUGGUGUGCGGCAGCAGCAUGCGGAGGAGGCGAGUGGUGGGACGGGUGGAGCAAGGGAGGAGGGGUUGAGAGACAAGUAUAAAGGGGAUGAGGGAAAGGAGGAGGAAGGUGUGGAGGAGAGGGGUGAAGAGGUGAGGAGAGAGAGGCGGGCAAGGGGGGACAAGGGCAGGGAGGAAGAAGGUGAGGGCAGGGAGAAGGGAGGUGAGGGCAGGGAGAAGGGAGGUGAGGGCAGGGAGAAGGGAGGUGAAGGCAGGGAGAAGGGAGGUGAGGGCAGGGAGAAGGGAGGUGAGGGCAGGGAGAAGGGAGGUGAGGGCAGGGAGAAGGGAGGUGAGGGCAGGGAGAAGGGAGGUGAGGGCAGGGAGAAGGGAGGUGAGGGCAGGGAAAAGGGAGGUGAGGGCAGGGAAAAGGGAGGUGAGGGAAGGAGGAGGUCACGUGAGCGGCGCUCACCGGGGCGCCGCGUCCCUCGCACCCGCUCCCCGCACUCCUGCUCCCCGCACUCCCGCUCCCCGCACUCCCGCUCCCCUCAAAGGCGCUCUUCUCAGGGCAAAGGCACUGAGAGGCGCUCAGGUGGCAGCCCCUCCGGCCCCUCCAGCAGCUCCAGUGGUGGGCGUGAGGCUGCAAGGCACAGGGGUUGA
Closterium sp. NIES-65 is the source of this 5379-nucleotide messenger RNA. Lineage: Eukaryota; Viridiplantae; Streptophyta; Zygnematophyceae; Desmidiales; Closteriaceae. The record is from the annotation of a GenBank genome assembly.